Molecule: messenger RNA, 3848 nt
Organism: Alnus glutinosa
Lineage: Eukaryota; Viridiplantae; Streptophyta; Magnoliopsida; Fagales; Betulaceae
Product: pre-mRNA-processing protein 40A
Exons: 29
Coding region: 192-3572 (1126 amino acids)
Biological process (GO): mRNA cis splicing, via spliceosome
Cellular component (GO): U1 snRNP; U2-type prespliceosome
Molecular function (GO): RNA binding; protein binding
Source: RefSeq, a predicted model, not a curated record
CCCCCCCCCCCCCCCCCCCCCCCCUCUUUCUUCUGCAACGCUCUUUAAACCCUAGCAUCUGAGAAGCCGACAGUGACCGAUCCAAGGCUUUCCCUUCUGCGUCAUCGACAAGCGCUCGUUCAGAAUUUAUUGCACACUUCAUAUCCUCCUCUGCCACAGCUCUUUUUGAGGAGGCUUGCUUAUGAGCUGAAAUGGCCAAUAAUUCCCAGUCCUCUGGUUCACAGCCACUUCGGCCUCCUGCAGCUGUAUCCUUGGGUCCUCAAAGUUUUGGCUCAUCUUUAUCUAUGCAGUUUCGGCCAGUUGUUCCAACACAGCAAGGACAGCCAUUUGUUCCAUCGGUAUCCCCACAGUUUCGGCCUGUAGGGCAGGGUUUUCCUUCAAAUGUUGGGAUGCCUGUGAGUCAAAGCCAGCAACUGCAGUUUUCUCAACCAAUUCAGCAGUUACCUUCAAGGCCAAAUCAGCCUGGGCAUAAUGCGCCACCACCACAGGCUUUACAAAUGUCUUAUGUUCAGACAAACAGGCCACAUGCAUCUGUUCCACUGCAAUCUCAACAAAGUGCCCCCCCUUUAACUAAUCAUAUGCCUGGCUUAGCUGGCUCUGGGAUACCUAUCUCUUCAUCAUAUACUUUUGCACCGUCUUCUUUUGGCCAGCAACAAAAUAUUAUGAGUAUACCCUCCCAAUUCCAGCCAAUGUCUCAAAUGCAUGCACACGCUGUACCUGCUGCGGGGCAACCCUGGAUGUCCUCUGGAAGUCAAAGUGUAGCGCCGCCUGUUCCACCAGUACAGCAGACUGGCCAACAACCUUCAGUCAUUCCUUCUACAGAUUCUGCAGUAAAUAUUCCUAGUCAACAGUCAUCUGAUUGGCAAGAGCAUACAUCUACUGAUGGGAGAAGAUAUUAUUAUAACAAGAGGACAAAACUGUCUAGUUGGGAGAAGCCGGCGGAAUUGAUGACCCCAAUCGAGAAGGCUGAUGCAUCAACUGUUUGGAAGGAAUACACUUCUGCAGAGGGAAGAAAGUAUUACUACAACAAGGUUACAAAGGACUCUAAAUGGACAAUACCAGACGAUUUGAAGUUGGCUCGUGAACAGGCUCAAAAAGCAGUUAGCCAGGGUACACAACCAGAAACAAGUGGGAGUUCGCAUGCUCCAGAUGUUGUUACUGUCUCCUCAGUUGAAACAGCUGUGGCUACUGUCUCAGCUGGCACCUCCACUACUUCGACAUUACCUGGGGUUGCUUUGAGCCCAGUUCCGGUGACACCCGUUGUUGCAGUUUCUAAUCCUUCCCCUGUUAUGGUUUCUGGAUCACCAACCAUUUCUGGUGCACAAUCUACUGUAUCAACAAGUGCUGUUGGUAUUCAUCAUCAUGCACUAGCUGCUGCUACUCCACCUAGGGCUGUUUCAGGAAGUGCUGGAGUUCCUGAUAUUUCAAUGAAAGCCAACCCAGCACCAAUGAGUCAUUUCGAAAACCUAGCAUCUCAAGAAUUUCAAGGUUCUAUAGAUGGAGCUUCUGUGCAGGAUAUUGAGGAAGCCAAAAAAGGAAUGGCAGUUGCUGGAAAAAUUAAUGUGACUCCUUUAGAGGAGAAACCACUUGAGGAUGAACCCUUGGUGUAUGCCAGUAAGCUGGAGGCAAAAAAUGCAUUCAAAACUCUGCUGGAAUCUGUUAAUGUGCAGUCUGAUUGGACUUGGGAACAGGCAAUGAGGGAGAUAAUUAAUGACAAAAGAUAUGGGGCUCUGAAAACGCUUGGUGAGCGGAAGCAAGCAUUUAAUGAGUACUUAGGUCAAAGGAAGAAACUCGAAGCUGAGGAGAGGCGCAUGAAGCAGAUAAAAGCUCGGGAAGAAUUCACAAAGAUGUUGGAAGAGUCCAAGGAACUCACGUCAUCCACCAGAUGGAGCAAAGCUGUUAGUAUGUUUGAAAAUGAUGAACGAUUCAAGGCUGUUGAAAGAACUAGAGACCGGGAGGAUCUUUUUGAAAGCUACAUGGUGGAACUUGAAAGGAAGGAAAAGGAAAAGGCUGCUGAGGAGCAUAGGUGGAGUAUAUCAGAGUACAAGAAAUAUUUGGAAUCCUGCGACUUUAUUAAGGCGAAUACCCACUGGAGAAAAGUUCAAGAUCGCUUAGAAGAUGAUGAAAGAUGUUCACGUCUUGAAAAAUUGGAACGUUUGCUCAUUUUCCAGGACUAUAUACGGGACCUGGAGAAGGAAGAAGAGGAGCAAAAAAAGAUACAGAAGGAGCAAUUGAGGCGGGCUGAGCGGAAGAACCGUGAUGAGUUUCGCAAGCUUUUGGAAGGACAUGUUGCUGCUGGCAUUCUCACGGCUAAAACUCACUGGCGUGAUUAUUGCCUAAAGGUUAAGGAUUCACCUCAAUAUCAAGCUGUUGCAUCAAACAUCUCUGGUUCCUCACCGAAGGAUUUAUUUGAGGACAUUGCUGAAGAAUUAGAGAAACAGUAUCAUGAUGACAAAACUCGUAUAAAGGAUGCAGUGAAGUUGGGGAAGUUUACCUUGGUGUCGACCUGGAUGUUUGAAGACUUUAAGGCAGCUAUUCUUGAUGAUCUUGGUUCCCCACCAAUAUCAGAUAUCAACUUAAAGUUUGUGUUUGAGGAGUUAUUAGAGAGAACCAAGGAGAAGGAGGAGAAGGAAGCUAGAAAGCGUCAACGUCUUGCCGAUGACUUCACUAAACUAUUGUACACAUUCAAGGAAAUUACUGUAUCUUCUAAUUGGGAGGAUUGUAAACCACUUUUUGAAGAGAGCCAAGAUUAUAGAUCAAUUGGGGAGGAGAGCUAUAGGAGGGAGAUUUUUGAGGCAUACAUUGCACAAUUACAGGAAAAGGCUAAAGAGAAGGAGCGCAAGCGUGAGGAGGAGAAGGCCAAAAAAGAGAAAGAGAGAGAGGAGAAAGAGAGGCGAAAGGAGAAAGAUAGAAAGGAGAAAGAGAGGGAACGUGAAAGAGAAAAAGGAAAGGAACGAUCUAAGAAGGAUGAAACAGAAAAUGAAAAUGUAGACGUGACUGACAGUCAUGUAAAUAAAGAGGAUAAAAAAAGAGAAAAAGAGAGAGAUCGGAAACACCGGAAGAGGCAUCAAAGUGCCACAGACGACAUAAAUUCUGAUAAGGAUGAGAAAGAAGAGUCUAAACGAUCGCGUAGAUAUGACAUAAGUUCUGAUAAGGAUGAGAAAGAAGAGUCUAAACGAUCACGCAGACAUGAAAUAAGUUCUGAUAAGGAUGAGAGAGAAGAGCCUAAACGAUCACGCAGACAUGAAUUAAGUUCUGAUAAGGAUGAGAAAGAGGAGCCUAAACGAUCACGCAGGCAUGACAUAAGUUCUGAUAAGGACGAGAGAGAAGAGCCUAAACGAUCACGCAGACAUGACAUAAGUUCUGAUAAGGAUGAGAAAGAAGAGUCAAAAAAAUCACGUAGACAUGGCAGUGACCGGAAAAAAUCAAGAAAGCAUGCAUACUCACCUGAAUCAGACAGUGAAAACCGGCAUAAAAGACACAAGAGAGAUCACCGGGAUGGUUCCCGUAGAAAUGGUGGAUAUGAGGAACUUGAAGAUGGCGAGCUUGGUGAGGAUGGGGAAAUCCCAUAGCUUGUAUCUUUUGUGAGAGAUCGCUAACCUUCACUUAGUUCAUUAUUUAUGCUAGUAAACCACUGGUGAUAUGUAUGGAGCGAACUUAACACUCCCGAGAUUAAAUUAUUUUGGACUGUUGAAGUAGGACUCAAGUUUUGCGUCAUUCAUAAUUUGUAGAAAGAGUUUGUUCAUAUAUUAGGUUGGGGAUAUUAGAUGACGCUGGUGAAUAUGUUUUUGAGAUAAAAAUGAUCCUGUGGAAGAGUGAAACGUUUUUGUGCCUUGUUUGUGCAACAA